Radiomyces spectabilis is the source of this 255-nucleotide messenger RNA. RefSeq lists its product as uncharacterized. The record is from RefSeq and is a predicted model, not a curated record. NCBI's taxonomy places the organism in Eukaryota, Fungi, Mucoromycota, Mucoromycetes, Mucorales, Radiomycetaceae. The coding region runs from base 1 to 255 and encodes 84 amino acids. The transcript has 3 exons.
AUGAAAGCUGCUCUCUUCUUCCUUGUCUUGUGCCUCGCUUACACUGCCAGCGCCAUCUCUGUGUGGUGCAAUUACAAGAAGGGCAACAGUGACGACUGCAUCCUUCCCGGUGUCGGUCCCACCUAUGACUGUGGCAAGUCGGCGGGUCUCUCUGGUUACCAAUCUGGUACCAACCAAAAGUACUGGGCGCCUGCCGCGGUUAAACAGUAUGAUAUACAGUACCGGGCCGUUGACGGAAAUUUAGGACCGUUUUAA